Molecule: messenger RNA, 820 nt
Organism: Diuraphis noxia (Russian wheat aphid)
Lineage: Eukaryota; Metazoa; Arthropoda; Insecta; Hemiptera; Aphididae
Gene: mRpS10
Product: mitochondrial ribosomal protein S10
Cellular component (GO): mitochondrial small ribosomal subunit; mitochondrion
Source: RefSeq, a predicted model, not a curated record
AUAAUCUGUGAUAAAUGAUAAUAUAUAAAGCAGUAAAGCACGGUCUUCUUUAACCGUGAUAUAAAAUAAUAUAAAUUUAAACCAUUUAAACUUUAAAGUUAAGCUUUUUGAAUUUUGAGUCGUGUGAAUAAUUUUCAAUAUUUUCGGGUGACCACGAGUUGACAACACAAAAAUGACAACCUUCUUGAAAACCUUAUUAAACAGAAGAAAAACUUCGGUGUUGUUUCCUUCUUAUUUUAAUUUAUCUACAAGAUCAUUAUGCGCCAAACCACUAAAAUCCGAAGAGAGUAAUAUCAAACAAAAUGAUUUGGCGUCUGUAACUGUUCAAGAUGAAGAACUGGAUAAAUUAUACAAGACUAUAGAAUUCGAAUGUCGUAGCAAUGAUCGUGCAGUAUUGCGUAGUUACACUCAAUUCGCAACUAUGGCUGCUAAUGAACUAGGGAUCCAAAUCGGUAAAUGCUGGUCCCCACGUAAAGCUCACCAUGAACGGUACACAUUAUUACGUUCCAUUCACGUCCAUAAAAGGUGUAGAGUACAAUAUGAAGUGAGAACGUGGUUUAGGUUCAUUCAUUUCCAUAAGCUUACUGGUUCUACUGCAGAAACCUUUUUGGAGUAUGUUCAAAGAAAUUUACCGGAAGGAGUUGCUCUUAAAGUAACCAAAGUACUUUUGGAAAAUAUUCCUGAAGGUGUUUCAUCGCAUAUGACUUCGAAAAUAGCUUAAAUGAUAUAUUAUAUCUUACUCUUAGUUGUUAAUGGUAUUUUUUUUUAUUAACACAAUUUUUAUAUAGUAAAAUUGAUGAAUAAAUUUGGCAAAUUUGAA